AUGGAUGAUUUGCUACCCUACUAUUACGAUCUCAAUGCUUUUAGUGAAAACAGGGAGCCCCUUUCUACUCGAGGUGAAUUAGUCAAGGAGUCUCGCAUCCGCCCUUCCAUGAAUGGCGAGAUCGAAUCUGUCCUAGGAGGGACUGCUUUUGCUGAGUUUUCUGUGUGGACAGCCAUUGACGUCCUCUUUUUCUCUUUUAGCAUUGUAUCCGAAGGUGAGAAUGUGCCCGUCUAUAACUCUUCUGAUGUGGUGAACUUUUCCAAAGAUUUGAGAGUCAUUCGUGCUCAAUAUUUUUAUUUCUCAUGUGUUUUCUUGUUGAAGCUUGCACGGGAAACCUUGUCGUUUUGGGUGAAGGCUUUCUCUGAGGACACUGCAAAGAGAUUGGAAAACUUUGGGUUCAUUCAAUUCCGACCAGGAGGUGAAUAUCAUGGUAACAACCCUGAGAUGUCAAAACUGCUUCAUAAAGCAGUUCGCCAGAAAAGUGAAAGUGCUUAUAUUAUUUAUCAGCAGCACGUUGCUAACCGGCCAGUAAAUGUUCUUAGAGAUCUACUUGAGCUUAAGAGUAAACGCCCACCUAUUCCAGUUGGCAAAGUUGAACCUGCAUCUUCCAUUGUGCAACGCUUUUGUACCGGUGGAAUGUCUCUCGGGGCUAUUUCUAGGGAAACACAUGAAGCUAUUGCAAUUGCCAUGAAUAGGCUAGGUGGAAAAUCUAAUUCUGGAGAAGGUGGUGAGGAUCCUAUCCGCUGGAGUCCACUUGCAGAUGUUAUUGAUGGGUAUUCUCCAACGCUACCUCACCUUAAAGGUCUCCAGAAUGGCGAUACUGCUACAAGUGCAAUUAAACAGAGCCCCAAAUCCCUCUUGAAAGGGGACCGAGACCUUGAGGCAAGAGUAAGUCCAGAGUCUGCAGAAGGGAGAGCUGCUGCCAUGCAUCUUGCAUUACAGAUUUGGUCAACUUCGCUUGCAGCUGCAAGCUUGAGCCCCCGCCUCUUUUGA
Molecule: messenger RNA, 993 nt
Organism: Phalaenopsis equestris
Lineage: Eukaryota; Viridiplantae; Streptophyta; Magnoliopsida; Asparagales; Orchidaceae
Product: ferredoxin-dependent glutamate synthase, chloroplastic-like
Exons: 8
Coding region: 1-993 (330 amino acids)
Biological process (GO): ammonia assimilation cycle
Molecular function (GO): glutamate synthase (NADH) activity
Source: RefSeq, a predicted model, not a curated record